Leucoraja erinaceus (little skate) is the source of this 13312-nucleotide messenger RNA. Its product is annotated as potassium channel subfamily K member 12-like. NCBI's taxonomy places the organism in Eukaryota, Metazoa, Chordata, Chondrichthyes, Rajiformes, Rajidae. Gene Ontology annotation, molecular function: potassium ion leak channel activity. The record is from RefSeq and is a predicted model, not a curated record. The transcript has 2 exons. Gene Ontology annotation, cellular component: membrane. The coding region runs from base 311 to 1549 and encodes 412 amino acids. Gene Ontology annotation, biological process: stabilization of membrane potential; potassium ion transmembrane transport.
ACCUGACUCAGACGGUGAUCUUUGGAAGGCAUAUGUUAAUCGAAGAUCUAUCUGCCUUGAUGUGGGAUUCGCUAAUGCAGGUACCCGGCAUCUCACACACGGGGACUCGGAGCUGAGAGAAGAUUGUUGGGGGAUGUUGCGGCUGCAAUUCUCCCAUUGUCCCACCUGACCUAGCCUUGUGCAGCGGCGGAGGGAGAGGAGGGAGGGGGUCGGCUGGGAGCAGGGACCCCACGGAAAGUUUGGUGGAUGAGUGUCGGGGCGCCGGCUGCUCCGCUGGCAGCGGGAGAGAGCUGGAGCAGCGGAUCGCCGGAUGAUGGGCAGCGGCGGAGCCCGGGGCUGCGCUGUGCUCCACCUCAACGAGGACAACGGGCGCUUGGUGCUGCUCGCCCUGCUCAUCGUGGCUUACCUGCUGUGCGGCGCCGCCGUGUUCUCGGCCAUCGAGCGGCCGGCCGAGCUGGAGGCGAGGAGCAGGUGGAACCGCACGCUGCGCAACUUCGCCGACAAGUUCGACAUCGCCGGCGGCGAGCUGAGCGCCUUCCUGCGGGACUACGAGGUGGCCGUCGCGGCGGGCAUCCACUCCGACAGCCUGAGACCCAGGUGGGACUUCACCGGAGCCUUUUACUUCGUGGGCACCGUGGUGUCCACCAUCGGUUUUGGCAUGACAACUCCAGCGACAGUGACUGGGAAAGUGUUUCUGAUAUUUUACGGCCUUCUUGGAUGCGCAGGGACUAUUCUGUUCUUCAACCUCUUUCUCGAGCGCACCAUCACGCUGCUAGCUUUCAUCAUGAAGGCGUGUUACCAGAGGCAGCUGCAGAACAAGGGCCUGCUGCCUCCCAUCAUUGGCCGCCAGUCUGCCCUCAUGGACGCGGCCAGCCUGGCGGGAUGGAAGCCGUCUGUGUACUACAUCAUGCUGAUCCUGGCCAUUGCCGCUGUGGUGAUAUCCUGCUGUGCUUCCGCCAUGUACACGCCGGUGGAAGGGUGGAACUACACCGACUCACUGUACUUCUGCUUCGUCACCUUCAGUACUAUUGGCUUUGGGGAUCUCGUCAGCAGCCAGAACGCGGCCUACACUAAUCAGGGAUUGUACAGAUUUGGUAAUUUUGUAUUCAUACUCUUGGGGGUGUGCUGCAUCUACUCGCUCUUCAAUGUUAUCUCCAUCGUGAUCAAACAGUUCCUCAACUGGUUGUUGAAGAAGCUGGAGUGUGGUUGCUGCCCGAGAUGUCGGAGGGGGAAGAUGCGCACUGGGCGUCGUAACGCCAUCACGCCGGGGCAGUCCCGCAUCCGCAGGAACCACGUCCUGGCGGAGGAGGACGAGCCGUGUGACAGUGACACCGAGGGAAGGAGGCUCUCUGGGGAGAUGAUCUCCAUGAGGGACUUGACUGCCUCCAACAAGGUGUCCCUUGCCAUCCUGCAGAAGCAACUGUCAGAAACUGCCAACGGCUACCCCAGGAGAGUGUGCAUCAACACAAGGCAGAACGGCUUCUCGGGAGGGGUGGGAGCUUUGGCCAUCAUGAAUAACAGGUUAGCGGAGACCAGUGAGACAAGGUGAUAAGUACAAGGCCUCACCAGCAAUCAGGGUGGUCUGAUUUCAUUCAGCAAAUGCAUCGACGGGCAACUCAUGCCGGUGUCUUCUACAGCACAGCUCCAUGACACGGUGAGACUGUCGCUGCAUCUCACUCCACAUACACUGCAUCCUCUGAGGCUACGUCAGAGUUUUUUUUCCCAAUGCAGGAGGUAUAAUCUCUUCCCACAUGCCAUUUUGUUGCCUGCAGUAUUUCCUCGAAGGAUUAAAUGUCUCCCUCCACCAGGUGAGAACUGCCAAUUUGUUCAAGAUAGGACCAGCUUGUUCAAAGGCUCUCAAAAUCGUUAGCAUCUGACUUUUUUUCGUUAUUUAAGAAAUGUGCCUGAUGAGGAAACUCUACUUCAUACUUAAAAGUACGGUGCAGCACACAUUGAAUGUCUAGAUUCUGCUCACUGGUUUUCAGAUAGAGGUCAGCAAAAGAGUUGGACUUGUUUUAUUUGAAACCUGCCUUUAAGCAGGUAUGCAAUCCCCUGGUAAUAUUGGGAACUAUAUAUCAUUCAAAUUUUAACCAUAUUAGUGAAGAGGAAAUCAAAUGGCAAAAAGGAUUAAGUGAAUUAGGGGAUUAAGUAAAAAUCGUUCUACGUUCCAACAAGACAAGGAAGAUAAACAGAACAGAUUAAACAAUCGAUUUGGAUUCUGACCAGAUUAUACACUGUGACAGUGUGUGUAACAACCCAUCCAUAUCCCCCCCACUGGUCCAAAACAACAUCCCUCUCAAAAUAUUGAUAGUUGUCUCUUCUGCGUUUUGGGCUAAAUCGCCUUUAGACUUUAGGUAUACAAUGCGGAAACAGGCCCUUCAGCCCACCAAGUCCGUGCCAACCAGCUAACACUAUCCUACACACUAGGGACAAUUUACAAUUUAACCAAAGUCAAUUAACCUACAAACCCGCACGUCUUAGGAGUGUGGGAGGAGCAGCCAGAGAAAACCCACGUGGUGACAGGGAGAACGUGCAAAGUCUGUACAGGCAGCACCGUAGUCAGGAUCGAACCCGGGUCUCUGACAAUAUAAUGCUGCAAUGGUACCGCUGUGCCACUGUGCCACUCACUACCUGAAACAAAUGCAAUCCAGAUACAAAGAUCGCAAGGGAUUGAUGUGUAAUUGGCCAGUCUGCAUUUACACCAUGAACCUGGUGCCCAAGAACGCAUCUCAAACUAGGGGAAGUUAGGGUUAGGCAAUGCUGGGCAUAGCCAUGCAUGUCCACACCCGUAAAUGAAUACAGUGAUUACCAUUCUGGGUAAAAAAGGAAAUUAUUAGGGCACUAAUAAUACUUCAAAAUCAAAUGACAACCUUGCUAAGAUCUGAGCAGACACAAUUAGGGUGAUUUUAAUUUGUUGCUUACUUGCAACAUGUCUGAGGAAAGUUUGGGAGGAAAGAAAGUUUGGUCCUAGUUAGAUACCCAAGACUAAUUUCUUAUAAAUUUGCAGACAUCACAUCUACCCGUUUUGAGCAGGAGGUUUUUAUAUAUUAUGUCAAUUGAAAUCCUACAUAAUUUUAGCCCCCAAACUGCAACUUUGAAAUGCAAAUAUGUCGAGUAGGGGUGAGUUGCCUGACCAGUUAGAGCGUGCCUUCCAUAUAACAGUGCAAUGUAGAGAAGGAACAGUUGCUAAGGACAUAAAAGACAGGGGUAUGAGUCAGCCAUCUUUGAGUACCUUUGAAACUGCUCUGCCUUCCAGUAGAAUCAUGGCUCAUGCUGUUCCUCAAGAUAACCAAAGUACUAUGUCCAUCCCCACCUGCCUAUCCUCACUUCAACAUCCUGAUUUCCUGUCCUCCCACAAACUUUGAGCUGCUAGAUGGUUGGAGGAAUAAACCUGUGUGUCUUUUCCACCUUUCCAUGAGCUGCACAAGCAUUUCACUUUCAUUUUGUUCACACUAAAUAAAGAUUGUUAGACAGAUAUGUUGAAUGGUUUAUCCCGACACAGAUAUUUAAAGAAGAGGCUAAAUUUAAAAUGUGUAUUCCUUGUUUCACCACUUUCGGUGAGUGGGAUUUGUUCAUCUGUGCCUACUUAAAAAAAGCACCAAAAUGUCAGCUGGGAGUAUUAACAUUGAAUAAAGCUGGAUCAAGCUGAAUUUCUCAGUUGGACAGAAAGAAAAAUUGGUAGAAACAUAGUAUGUUAAUCCAACACAGCACAGAACACACUUACUGAGGCCAAGGACAUAGAAACAGUGAAGGACGCACAGUGCUGGCAUAAUUCAGCAGGCCAAGCAGCAGCCCUGGAGAACAUAGAUAAAUGACGUUUCGAGUCUGGACCCUUCUUCAGUCUAACUGAAAGGUUGGGAGCCUUCUUUAGACUGAUCAGUGUGAAGAAGCAUCCUGACCCGAAACGUUUCCAUGUUUUCCAGGGAUGUUGCCUGGAGCAUUUCUAUUGCCGACUUACGUGAUGUCUGAGUUACACCAAGGUUUGUGGGACCUUGGUAAUGUAAUGUAAGUUGGGGAGCAUGUGUAAUAUUCAAAUAUAGAAUUGAAUGUCUUUCAAAGAGCUGAAUGAACAAAAAGCAUACCCCAGACAAUGAAAUAAUAAAUUUGUUGUUACAAAAGCAAAACAAUGCAGAUGCCAGACAUCUGAAAAAAUAAUUUGAGCUUGAGUUUAGUUUAUUGUCACGCGUACCAAGGUGCAGCGGAAAGUUUUUGUUGCGUGCUAUCCAGUCAGUGGAAAGACUAUACACGAUUACAGUCGAGCCAUCCACAGUGUACAAAUACAUGAUAAUGGGAUGAAUUGAAAUGCUUGAAUUCAGCAGAUCAUGCAGCAGCAGUGCAGAGAGAAAGCCAACAUGACUUCACGUGGCAAUGAAAGAUCAUCAAUCUGGAACGCUGUUUUUCUUGCCAUGGAUUCUGUCAGACCGACAGAAUAUUUUCAGCAUUUCUGUUGUUAAACCCAUAGUUAAUUUUUAUUAUUCUUUAUAAUUGAAGGCUAACAUGCCCUGAGUAACAGGGCAUGAAUACACCAGGAGAAUGCACUUUGGAAGAGGAUGAUGUAAAAUAUAAUUAGCACAAGAUGUAGAGCUUAGGUCGAGGAGCUUACAGAUGGUGCAAGGCAGGUACGUAAUGCAAUAUUCCUGUGGUAGACUAAUUUGGUUAAAGUAAUUCACAGUUGAAUCAAUGAAAGAGAAGUAUGUGAAAGGAGAUGUCCUACGUGCUAAUAACAUCUCAUCUACUAUUUUCAUAGAGCAGAGAAAACAUUUUGAUCAUCUGAUUACGCUGUAUGUGAACCAUCAUCACCUGAGUUAACAACUCGAUCACGGGCACUUUGCCUGCAUUACUUAGCAAUGAGGAUAUGGCAUUGCAAAGUUCUUCUUCAUAUAGCAGAGAUGCAAUGUUCUGUCCUCACAUGAGAGGGCCUCAUAAGGAAAUGCUCCCCAGUGAUCUGGAUACGCAAUUUAACAUUCACCUGACGGGACUGGCAUUUCUGGGCCAGUGCAUUGUCUUGGACAAUGGAUUUCAGUUGUCACUUAAGAAAGUAUUAGGUCUCCAACAACUGGAGAACAGGAUAAGUGAAACUGUUGCACAUCGGUGUUACUCUCAGGUGUAAUUGGCAGGUCCUCUUACUUUACUUUGCUUUAGACUUUAGAGAUACAGGUGUGAAAACAGAGAUACAGCCCACCGAGUCUGCGCUGACCAGCGAUUACGCCGUACACUAGCCCUAACCUAAACACUAGCGACAAUUCAUGGAAGCUAAUUAACCUACAAACCUGUAUGUCUUUAAAGAGUGGGCGGGGAAACCGAAGCACCCGGAGAAAACCCACGCGGUCAUAGAGAGAACGUACAAAUUCCAUACAGACAGCAUCGAACCUGGGUCUCUGGUGCAGUAAGGCAGCAACUGUGCGACUCUGGGUGCCGCACUAUCCACUUAAUUAUAGGCAGCAAAUCGACAGCCAGAAGCAACUGCUUUACCUCAGCUAGCGAGCAACUUGGAAUAAGUAGUAAAAAUUAUGCAAGUAUUCUUGAAUCGCAAGGGCCCAUGCAAAUCACCUCAGUAAAAUCAUUUUGAGUCCUUCACUAUGUGCCUCCAAAACUUCAUGCACUCAACCUAAAUGUGAAUUUAGUUAUUAAUAAAACUUUGCACUAAGAAUAUAUCUUGUGGUCUAUGAUUCUUUCGCUGUACCAAAAGGAGAACAAAAAAUAUUUAUUCACUUUGUGCAAAGUGUAAAACAGAUGACAGGAAAUCUUUUCCCUCCUGCUUUUUAAUUUGAUUGCCUUGGAUUAAAAUAAACCGAGAAAGGUGGAUAACAUAUUCCCAUAAGAAGUACAAGGAUGUACAUGGAGAUCAUUUUGGUCAUCAAGGCUGUUCCACCUCUCUGGGCACCCAGGCCCCCUUAACACCCACCAUUUUCAUCAUCUCCCUUCAUUCAAUUAUCAUUGGGAGUAAUUUGCAGUGACAUUUAUACCAACCCGUAUGUCUUUGGGAUGUGGGAGGAAACCGUAGCAUGGGGAUCCCAUGCAGUCAGAGUGAGAACAUGCAAACAUCAUACAGACAACACACGUGGUCAAGAUUGAACCCAGUUUUCUGGAGCUGCAAGGCUGUGCCACUGUACCACACCAGCACCACAACAAUUCUCCCUGCUAUUUGCACAAUAAUCCACAUUGACAUGCUCUCUGGGCAACUUCCAUGCAUGGAGUGGUGCUUUCGAUGGUUCUGCUCUACAGACCUGAAGAACCAUACACCUACUAACUAGCUCUUCUUGAUUCUUGUCUAUACUACGCUAAAAGGCAAAACCUCAAGACAAUGCCUUCAAAUUCACUAGAACUUAUUGGAAGAAGGCUGCCUUACUUCAACACUUUGUGUCCAUUUUUGUAAACCAUCAUCUGCAGUUCCUUGUUUCUACUAUAACUAAAUGGUAUGGAGUUCCUGUCUUGUAGAUCUUUGGCUCUAAACACUCAGACCCCACAUAAUAAGGAAGGGCCUCGACACAAAAUGUCAUGCAUUUCCUUCCACAGAUGCUGCCUGACUCACCAGCUCGAGUUCAUCCAGCACUUUGCUUCUUUGGUCACAUUUCUUACAUGUACAAUCAUUUGUGUUUCCCACAUAAUACAGCCCUGAUUUGUGGACAACUUGUAGCCUUUGUGAUGGAAAAACCUUAUAUUCUCGUCCAAGGUGUCUGAAUCAGUUCAGCCAUUCAACACUCCUUUCAAGUCCGUGCCUCAUUCUUGGCAUAAUUCUUGCUAUAAUGCUCGUAGACUAUAAAUUUCAUUUUUGUGUUUAUAACAGCUUCAACAUGAGACAAUCUUGGCAAGCAUCCUAUGUACCAUUUUGUUUAGAUUCCUUUAUUGAAUGUCAAAAUCAUGUGACUCCAUGUGACUCCAAAUAUAAUAAUUAAUGUUUCCUUCAUCAUUAAAGCCAGCAAUAAGCUUCUCAUGACCACGCUCGCUGCUGAUACAACUUAAUGUUGCUCAGUAUCCAUGGUUGGAACCAUUUCAAGCAAGUUAAAAGUGGUGAUUAAUGCUAUAAUUCAUCAAAAAGGACUUUUGCUGCAACAGUGCUCCUUACAAAAGAUUGUACAGUUUCUGCUGCUUCUUCCCCCUACAGAAUUGUUGUGCUUUUACAAUAGUUAGAGAAGCAGUAUUAAUACUGUUGCAAGAUUGUGCAGAGACGUGGCAUAAUAUUGAAGCAUACCUAAAAAUCAUUGAUACUCAGCAAACUCUAAGGUUUUACACCAGUCUCAAUUGGUAUUAUUAAUUGGCAUCUUCUUCUUGCGUAUGGUGUGCACAGCCUAAAGUUGUAGGACAACUUGUUCUAUUUGAUCCUGUUUGAUUGUGCACACCAGGUUGAUUGCAUGUGUUGAAACAGGGCGGACCACGUGAAGGUUGCAAUCUCCCACCCCAUUAAUUGGCAUCCACUCCGGAUUAAGCAAGUCAUUUCCUUCUGCACAAGAUCAUGUUUGCUUUAACAUUAUGUUUGCAUAACCUUUUGAAUUCUUCCUCAAUUAUCCAAAGAUAUUCUUCUCUCUGCCUAUUAGGAUGUCAACCUGAUUGCAUAAAGAAUGCUGGACUCUUAUCCAUGGUUACCUGAAAGAUUUUUGAUGAUGACUUUAUUGGUAUAUGAAUACUAAACCUUACAAAUGUCAGUUAAUAAUAGGCAAAUGUCAGUUAAUAAUUGGCUUUCUUUGUCCAGGUCCAGCCAGCAUAGGCAUGGGACAGGUUCAACUUAUUAAAUUCUUGGCUCUUGUCAAUUCAUAAGUUCAUACGGUAUAGAAGCAGAAUUAGGCCAUUCGGCCCAUCAAGUCUACUGCGCCAUUCAAUCAUGGUUGAGCUAUCUUUCCCUUUCAACCCCAUUCUCCAGCCUUCACCACAAAACCCCUGACACCAGUACUAAUCAAGAAUCUAUCAAUCUCUGCCUUGGAAAUAUCCAUUGACUUGGCCUCCACAGCCAUCAGUGGCAAUGAAUUCACCUAUAUUCUCCAGAGAUACUGCCUGACACGUUGAGCUACGAGGAGGUUGCCGGGACUCGAGAACCUAAGCUCUUUUUACGAGGAUCUUGCCAGGACGAGGGCCUGAGCUACAGGGAGAUGUCGAGCAGGCUAGCAUUUUAUUCCUUGGAGCAGAGGAGGAUGAGUGUGACCUUUUAGAGGUGUACAAAAUCAUAAAAGAAAUAGAUCGGGUAAAUGCACAGAGUCUUUUGCCCACAGGGGAAUUGAGAACCAGAGGACAGCUUUUUCUAAUGCCUUCCUCUGUAAUCAUGACCACCCACCCAUCCCAUCCUCAUACCCCAAUAUGUGAUUCCCCAGGAAAAACAAUGAAGGAACUAAUUCUGCAGGGACACCGACAUUGUAAAUGCAGCAUGGAAACAAGUCUUUCAGCCCAACUCGUCCAAGCCGACCAAGGUAGUUUAGUUCAGUUGUUUAGUUCAGUUUAGUUUAUUAUCAAGUGUACCGAGAUACGUUGAACAUUUUUUGUUGCAUGCUGUUCAAUCAGUGGGAAGACAAUACUUGAUUAGAAUUGAGCCAUUCACAGUGUAUAGAUACAUGAUAAAGGAAUAAUGUUUGGUGCAAGAUAAAGCCAGCAAAGUCAAGGGUAGUUCGAGGGUCACCAAUGAGGUAGAUAAUAGUUCAGGGCUGCUCUCUGGUUGUGGUAGGAUGAUUCAGUUGCCCAAUCAUAAAUAGCAAAGGAAUAGGUGACAUUUCAGGUUGAGACCCUUCUUCCGACCCCAGAGGUCAGGAUCGAACCCAGGGUCUCUGGCGCUGUGAUGCAGCAGGUCUGCCAGCGACUGCCACUGUACCGUACCUGAGCUCGUCUCAUUUGCCUGAGUUUGGCCCAUAUCCCUCUAAAUCUUUCCUGUGCAAAUGCCUUGUAAACAUUGUAAAUGUUCAUGUCAUAGGAGCAGGAUUAAGCCAUUUGGCCCAUCUUCUACUCCGCCAUUCAAUCAUGGCUGAUCUAUCUUCCCUCUCAACCCAACUCUCCUGCCUUCUCCCCAUAACCCUUGACACUGUUACUAAUCAAGAAUUUGCCCAUCUCCGCCUUAAAUAUACCCCAUGACUUGGCCUCCACAGCUGUCCGUGGCAAUGAAUUCCACAGAUUCACCACCCUCUGACUAAAGAAAUUCCUCCUCAUCUUCUUUCUAAAGGUACGGCCAAUUAAUCUGAAGCUGUGCUCUUUGGUCCUAGACGCUCCCACUAGUGGAAACAUCUUCUCUACGUCCACUCUAUUCAGGCCAUUCACUAUUUGGUAAGUUUCAAUGAGGUCCCACCUCAUCCUAAACUCCAGUGAGUACAGGCCCAGCAGUGUCAAACACUCAUCAUAUGCUCACAUCACCAUAAUUGUAACUGCCUCUACCACUUCCUUUGGCAGCUUGUUCCGUACACCUAUCAUCCCCGGUGUGAAAAAACUUGCCACUUGGGUCCCUUCAAACCUUUCCUCUCUCACCUUAAACCUAUGCCCCCAAGUUUUCUACACCCCCUACCCUGAGAAAUAGACUGUGACCUUCAACACAACUGCCAAUGAUCACCUUCAUGCAUUCAUACAUGGCUGCACAUAUCACUCGCCCAACAAGCAUAUGAAGUGAAGGGAUUUCAUUGUUUGCCAUUACAUAGGAAGAUUUGCAAUGUAGCCAGUUUGAUAAAUCUUUAAAUUACUAAAGGCAAUAUUCUCCUUUGUGAGUGAAGCAGGGAUUUAAUACCACCAUUGCCUAUUGAGGAUAUGUCAUGUUUGAAAAAGCCUGCUCUUUAGUAAGAUUAUAUCUGUAUGGGCUCAGAAAUGUAGCUUCAGUUGAAAAAGUUUCCAAUAAUUUUUUUUAAGUUAUGAGAUUGAAAAAUUCUGCAUUAACUUAUCCUCAAGUUCUGAUUCUUUUUUUGGCUCAAUUCCUUUGUGCCAUGAGUUUCUGGGACAGUUUUGAUACUUCAUUAAGCACUCUGAAUUGAGUUCAGGCCACAAUUUAGUUGGUGGACCAGGAGUGUCUGAAUGCAAAGGUCAAAUUAUUUAUCAUGCCAGUGAAGCGAAGGUUGUAACCCAAUAUGAAUCAGGGCACAAAAAGAUUGAAACUUGAGUUGUUUCAGUGAAUGCGUGGGUGGAAAUCCUGUAAUUGUAGAGACUGUGAUCGGGAACUUUAAUCAGUACUCUGUGACUCUCUCGGUACCUGCAACACUUUAUAAAUCCAGUUAAGUUGCACCCAAAGGAAAUCAUUCUCACAAAUUGCCUUCAUUUAGUCUAUCAUAGCAGUUACAUUGGUUAGAAGAUAUUUAGAAACAUUACAGCAGAGAAAGAAGCAAUUCAGUCGGCCAAAUGCAUGUGACACUCUCAGCGAUGUUCAAUUCUUUUUUACAGAGUGGGCUGGAUUUCCGACUGUUUUGCGCUGGCGACUUACAUAAAAACACAUUUUAAUUUAACCAAACUGCUAAUUUUAAAUCACAUAAAUUCACAAAUGCAGACUUUCUUGCUGCCCUCUUUAAUUGGACUUUACCUUGCACUAAAUGUUGUGCCCUUUAUCCAUUAUCUGUGUACUGUGAAUGGUUUGAUCGUUAUCAUGUAGCCUAUUCUCUGACUGGAUAGCUCGCAAAUAAAAGCAUUUCACUGUACCUCGUUUCACGUGACAAUAAUAAUCUAAACUAAACUCACGCUCCAUUUGCCACCUUCUGACUGCCCCAGAAGAUGGUACUCCCUACAUUUCUGCUUCCCCUCACCACCCUGCCAACAACCUCUACUCUCCUAUCUGCUUGGAUUUCCUUUCACAUCCCAAAGACAUGCCUUUCAGUAGGUUAGAUAGACACAAAGUGCUGGAGUAACUUAGCGGGUCAGGCAGCAUCUCUGGGGGAAAAGGAUGGUUGACAUUUUGGGUCGGAUCCCUCCUUCAGACUUUCAAUAGGUUAAUUAGCUGCUGUAAAAACUGCCCAUAGUGCAGGUGAAUGGUAGGAUUUAGGGGGAGUUGAUAGGAAAAGAGAAUAAAAUGGCUCAACCCGGGUAAGCAUUCCUUGUCUUUUGAACCCCAGCCUUCACUGAGUAGCCAAAGGCAGUGGCAUCCAAGCACCUACUCAGGGUUAAAGCAUUACUUUGUAUGAUUACUUUUUAUUUAUUUUUUCCUAUUUUAAUGGUUGCCGUUUGGGAAAUACAUACAACUCCAUCAGAAAUUAUCUAUCUCUUUCAGAUGCCUUCAAGCCUACUGAAUAAUUUAAGCUUGUUCUGUUUCCCAACAUGUUCAAAUGAUAAUAUUUUUCGCAUCACGUACAAAUGUUAAAAUUAUCAACCGACGAGAAAAGAUUUGUCAGACAUACAAAUCCCAAAUCACAAUUACUAAAGUUUCUCAAUGUUUCUACAGCUCUUUAAGUCACCAAGUUACAUUUGAAAAAAAAAGCAAAAAAGACAGCUGCUAAUAAACUGAAAGAAAUCAAGAAAGGGAUGGGGAUAUACUGUAGAAUAGACAGUUUCUGUGGUGGGACAAACAAUGCCUUUCGGGUUCAUGACUUGUCAUCAGAAUACUUUAAUAGUUUGAUCAAUAAUCUCUUGCCAACCACUCUGCCUGAAGUGUUAACUUUGAUUCACGCUCCACAGAUGCUAUCUGACCUUCUAUACCCAGCUUUAUUCAAGGGAUUUUUCCAGUUGAAUUUUACAGAAUAAAUGGUCAUUUGUUUCAUGUUAUUCACCCAUUACUCUGUGCAUAAUGCACCUCAAAUUAAAGCACAUAUACAUUUGGCCAAAGACUGAAGCGUUUGUUGAUAAUCAUUGGUAAUAAACUCAGACAUUUGUUUCACAACACCAGUGCUGCCCACAGUCCUGUAAUCAUUGACCAACACUCCUCAUUGUAAUCAACACACUGAAGAGCCACAUUUCAGUGGUUUAUAACCAUUGUUUACUUUAGUUUUGGUUCAAUUUAGAGAUAAAGCGUGAUAAAGCAUGGUUGACGCAGACUUCAGCCCACUCAGUCCACGUCAACUAUUCAUCACCUGUUCACAUUAUGUUAUCCCACUUUCACUUCCACUCCCUUCCACACAAGAGACAUUUUACAGAGGCCAACUAAACUGCAAAACUGCAGUCUUUGCGUUGUGGGGGAAAUCAGGAGCAUCAUGGCCACAGGGAGAAUAUGCAAACUCCAUGCAGACAGCACCCGAGGUCAGGAUUGAACCUGAUUCUCUGAUGCUAUGAGGCAGCAGCUCCACCAGCUGCACCACUGUGAACAUUAAAAUUGUUUUUAACCUUGAAGUCACUGAGUGUUUGACAAGGUGAAUUUUCAAAGUGUUUGAAGCAGGUAUUACUCUAUUCACAUAUUUUGUGAAAUAAAUAUUUUAUUCAGCAACUGACCAAAGCUGGAAAUAGUGAUUCACAUAAUUUUCUCAGGGCCCUUUUGUUCCUCAAUCAGGGUCUGGCAGGAGACUGGCAUUUCAGAGAUGUUCAAACUUUUUUUUAAAUUCGAAGUCUGAACAUCAGGAAAAAAAAGACCUGAAUGAAUAGUACAAAAAUGUCAUUUAGAAUAUUCAAUUCUCUUGCUUGCAUUCUUGAACUUUAGGAACACUCAGACUAAGAAUUGAUCUUUGAUUAUUUUUGAAUGUAUUUUGUUAAAAACAAAUUAGAGUUUUUGAUUAAAUUACAGAGAGGGGAACAUAAUCAAUGUGGUGUACACAGACUUCCAAAAGGCAUUUGAUGAGGUACCUCAUAAGAUUAAAACCCGUGAAAUGACAGGGCCCCCGGGCAAUAGUAGAUAGAAAAUUAGCUGCGGGCAGGAAACAAUGUGGGCAAAAAAUGUGUUCCUCAUUCUGCCUUUCAUCUUUGCCAGUCCAUUUCUCUGUUGGGUACCAAAAUUCACAUGAAUUUCAAGAACGAUACAUUUCCCAUCAUGGGCUGUGCUCUUUAAUGUUGUUUUGAGUGACCUAGAGAAGCUUAUAACCUCUACCUUGGCCCACAUUUACUGAAGAUACAAGGGGGGAGUUCCCUACAAAGAGGUUGUGUCUGUUCAGUGCCUUUGCAAUAAAACACCACUUUCAUGUGUUUAAUCAGGGUAAAUCGUUAUAAUGUGUUUUGUGAUCCGCAGCACUAAAUAGCAGGUGAUCUUUUUCAUACGUUUAUGUUUAUCACAGGUUAUCAGCAAAUUCUGGUGACCAUGGUUCAGAAUACCCGAUGUGUGAUGUCAUCAAUAAUAAAGACUAGACCAAGUGCACCCCAACGCUAGAUGCCACCACUCACCCAUUCCCCCAACGCAAGAUGCCACCACUCACCCAUUCCCCCAACACAAGAUGCCACCACUCACCCAUUCCCCCAACACAAGAUGCCACCACUCACCCAUUCCCCCAACGCAAGAUGCCACCACUCACCC